CAUGGAACAAGCUAUCCACUCCAGAGUCAAGCCCAUACAGCUGAAAGGAGAGCACCAUUCUAAUAUUUUUUGCCUGGCUUUCAACAGUGGGAACACCAAAGUAUUCUCUGGAGGAAAUGAUGAACAAGUUAUCCUCCAUGAUGUUGAAAGAGCCUUUCUGCCUGGCAAACUAUCCAUCGGCCUUUCACAGUGUCAUGUUUAACCCUGUGGAGCCUAGGUUAUUGGCCACAGCCAAUUCAAAGGAAGGAGUGGGACUUUGGGAUAUUCGAAAACCUCAGAGUUCUCUCCUACGCUAUGGUGGCAACCUAUCCCUUCAAAGUGCCAUGAGUGUGCGAUUCAAUAGCAACGGGACCCAGCUCCUGGCCCUGAGGCGUCGCCUGCCCCCUGUGCUCUAUGACAUCCACUCCCGCCUGCCUGUGUUCCAGUUUGACAAUCAGGGUUACUUCAACUCUUGUACCAUGAAAAGCUGCUGUUUUGCGGGAGAUCGUGACCAGAAAUCAAUGGAAAAAUAUCCCCAGUAUAUCCUUUCAGGCUCUGAUGACUUCAACCUGUACAUGUGGAGAAUUCCUGCAGAUCCAGAAGCAGGUGGCAUUGGUAGGGUGGUCAACGGAGCCUUCAUGGUGCUGAAAGGGCAUCGGUCUAUUGUUAACCAGGUCCGAUUUAACCCCCAUACCUACAUGAUCUGCUCUUCUGGUGUAGAAAAGAUUAUCAAGAUCUGGAGCCCAUACAAGCAGCCAGGAUGUACCGGAGACCUAGACGGUCGGAUUGAGGAUGAUUCCCGCUGCCUCUACACCCACGAAGAGUACAUUAGCCUUGUGCUGAAUAGUGGGAGUGGCCUGUCGCAUGACUACGCCAACCAGUCUGUACAGGAAGACCCCCGGAUGAUGGCCUUCUUUGACUCCCUCGUGCGCCGUGAGAUUGAGGGCUGGAGCUCUGACUCAGACAGUGACCUGAGUGAGAGCACCAUUCUCCAGCUGCACGCAGGGGUCAGUGAGCGUUCGGGCUAUACCGACUCCGAGUCCUCGGCCUCGCUCCCUCGCUCCCCUCCACCUACAGUGGAUGAGUCUGCCGACACCGCCUUCCACCUGGGGCCCCUGCGGGUCACCACCACAAACGCAGUAGCAGCUACUCCACCACCGCCCACAUGCGAGGAUGCAGCUUCUCGCCAGCAGCGCCUGUCAGCUCUGCGGCGCUACCAGGACAAACGCCUCCUGGCACUUUCCAAUGAGUCCGAUUCUGAAGAAAAUGCCUGUGAGGUUGAACUGGACACGGAUCUCUUCCCGCGCCCACGGUCUCCCAGCCCUGAAGAUGAGUCCAGCAGCUCUAGCAGCUCCAGUAGCUCCGAGGAUGAGGAGGAACUGAAUGAACGCCGAACAUCCACCCGGCAGCGGAAUGCCAUGCGGCGUCGACAAAAGGCGCCCCGAGAAGAGAGGCCCAGCGCCCCGCCCAAGCCUACCAACACCUACAUUGGAGAAGAUAACUAUGAUUAUCCCCAGAUCAAAGUGGAUGACCUUUCCUCCUCUCCCACCUCCUCCCCUGAGCGGAGCACUUCUGCUCUGGAGAUUCAGCCAAGCCGGGCAUCACCAACUUCGGACAUAGAGUCAGUUGAGCGGAAGAUUUAUAAAGCUUACAAGUGGCUCCGCUACUCCUAUAUCUCCUAUUCAAAUAAAGAUGGAGAGAGCUCCCUGGUGUCGGGGGAAGCAGAUGAAGGGAGAGCAGGAACCAGCCAUAAGGACAACCCAGGCCCUUCCUCCAGUAAGGAAGCCUAUCUAAAUACUGCCAUGGCCCAGAGGAACCAGGACCUGCCCCCUGAGGGCCGCAGCAAGGAUGCUUUAAGAGAAGGAACUUCUGCUAAAAAUCCUGGCACUGCUGCAGGCCAUGAGCACAGCAGCCACUCUUGGGCAGAGGCACCAGAGGACACCUCUCAGGACACUAACAAUGGUGGCUCUGUAGAACACUCUUUUGAAACCAAGAAGCUCAAUGGAAAGGCUCUGAGCAAGGCCCUGAGCAGCCGGGCUGAGGAGCCACCCUCUCCUCCUGUCCCCAAGGCAUCUGGCUCCACUCUCAACAGUGAGUCUGGCAACUGUCCCAGGACCCAGUCUGAUGACAAUGAAGAGAGGAGCCUUGAAACCAUCUGUGCCAACCACAACAAUGGACGCUUACACCCCCGCCCCCCUCACCCCCACAACAAUGGACAGAACUUUGGGGAGUUGGAAGCAGUGGCCUGCUCUUCCCCAGGACAUUCAGACACUGACCAUAACUUAUCCCUGACAGGGACUCUCCUACACAAAGAUUGUUGUGGGUCUGAAAUAGCCUGUGAGACCCCCAAUGCUGGAAUGAGAGAGGACCCCACUGACCCCCCAGGCAUAGACAGCAGCAGGGCUGUUCAUGGCCAUAGUGGCCUCAAAAGGCACCGAGUUGAAUUAGAAGAUACAGAUUCAGAGAAUUCCUCCUCAGAGAAGAAACUAAAAACAUGAUAAGUACAAAGGGAAAAUAAAAAGCUACAAAAAGGAGCUUUACAAAACAAAAUUUAAUCCUGUUUAGUGAACACAAAGGAAAGGAAAAAAGUAUUAAAGGCACAUAAACCAGGGCCUGAAUUUUGUGUCUGAUGCUGCUCCCUUUUAUUCAACAAUGGGUCUGAUGUUCAGUUGGCCAUUGGCUUGUGCUGUGUUAAGAAAGGGAAAAAAAUCCAAGUGACUCCUUUCCAGUAAAACUUGAGCAUAGUGUACCUGUGCAGAUUCUGUUAAAGUAAACCCUUGUUGAGACAUUUGACUUGUUCUUGUGUGUGUGCACUGGCACGCGCGAGCUCAUUAUUUCAGACUUUUCCUUCAGUUCUCUAUCAAAAAAGGAUCUGUGUUUUUUGCCAUCUCACCUUGUUUACAUGCAAUAUGUGUUCUGGUCUUAAUGAAGAGUACCAGCUAAAUCAGGUUGUGCUGCCAGUGAGUAGUGGAUUUAUGCUUAUGCUGAAAGACUGGGGAGUAGAAUGGAAACAGGCCAUCAGCCCAUUGGCUGUGCUGGAAGGAAAGCAUGGUUCCUUUCUUAAAGAAAUCUUCCAUGUUUUCUCUCAGUGGCACUUCCACAUUGAGCUUUUAACAUAGACAUACUAAAAGUGGAGCAUUUUUAAUGCUAAUGAGAGGUUAGCACUUAAGAUCAGAUUCAAGAGAACAUAGAUCCCUGAUAAAUUUCACUGAUUGUAAAUCGAGCGAUGCUGCAACAUAUAUUGUUUGGAGACCAUAAGAUAUAACUAGUUGUGGGUAACACUUUAAUCAGUUAGAUACUUAGUUCUAAGAGGCACUCAAAAGGCCUGUAGACGCUUCCUUGGCCCCAUGGGAUGGCGUCUAGGCAUAUUAAAAGAAGGGGGAAAAACAGCUCUCAAGAGCUUUGUGCUCAAACUACUAAAAUGGAUGUUAUAUGUGUGUUAAGAAGUGUAGUAAAGAGCAGAGUGUGGUACUGUAUUAAUUUAAUUCAACCCAAAAUGAUUGGUGAGAAUGAUGAGCCUGGCAUCUUCCCUCAGGCUUGCAAUUGACAGAGGCUGUGGUGUUCUGACUAGAUCUUGCAGAGCAGUAGACAGCUUGACUUACUGACUUCUCUGUUAGGAAGCAGAGCAUGUGGAGAAAGGAGUCACUGGUUUAAGACUCCUGCCUCCUAGAAUAGACUCCUCAUUGAGGUCGAUAAAGAUUGAGGGGGGAAACCAGGAGAUUUUCAGCAUUGCAAUGGUAGUUACAAUCACUUGGUUAUCAAUGAAGGAUUGUGCAAGACAGGAAGAACUAGGAAUGACCAGAUAUCUUGUUGUCAUAGAUGUCAUGAAAAGGCAGGAGAAUAGUGGCAAGAAACAAGGAAGAGCAGAGGAGAACACUAUAACUUUCUUGGGCACAAAGGUGCUAGACAACUAGGAGCCCAGCCUGCAUUGGUAUAGACAGGAGCCAAUGUGUGACUGAUGUGGCCUCACUGAUUCUUUUAGAGGAAGGAGGACCUGUCCUACUGGAACUGGGACCAAGGGGAGACAACCUAUGGAAGGUGAAGACUUGGAUGGAUUUAGGCACCGGGGAGGAGGGGUUAUUUAUAAAAAGAAGGUUGUUGAUCUAAGCCAAAAGGAGAUAUCAUCUUGCUAAGUUUUGUGAAAGGAAAGAUGUGCCUGGUAUGUGUGGUGUGACUUGGGUGUGAAAACACUGUUUUAGGAGGAGGAGAUAAAAGAAUGUGAGUAGCAGUGGGGAUGCUUACAAUUUAACAACUGUAAUCUCACUGGGGGGGGAGGAAGUGAUUCUGUAACCAUUAGAAUUACUUUGGAUUUGUAAUCAAAAUGGUUUUAUGAUUUGUCUUUGACUAUUCACAGAUAAUUGUAAAUUCUGGUUUUAUAAGCCCAAGUCAUUUUACAUUUGCUUUUCCAAAAUUUAUUAAAUUGGAAUUUUUUAAUCCUUUAUAUACAAAAAAGAUACAGUUAUUCAGUGUGUGUUUCUCUUCCCCUUCCCAGUUAGCAUACCCAAUCUUUUUGUUUUAUUUAAUUGAUAGGUAUCCUUAUCUGACUUCUCUAAGGAUAAUCUACGUAUCUUUCUGAAGAAUAAAGUAGUUAAAGUUCCCUUGCAAACUAGCCACUUGGUAGUUCCUGCUCCCAAAUGCAGAACUUGGUCUUUUCAUGUUAAAAAGUCUUAAUCUCAUUUGGGUACUCAAAAGAGAAGUCAGAGUUUAUUCUAGUUCAACCUUAGUAUACAAGAAAGAUUGUUUUUCAGUAAGGAUGCCUUUCAUCCUUGGGAGCGACUCUUCCCAGCACCCCAGGGUCAACUUGCCAGGAGAUAGGCCCUGCAGGAUAGCCACAGGAGCGGGCUUGUCUGUAGUCACACCACUCUCGUUUCCAGAAAUCUGCCUGUGAUUGUGGUCCUGGCAGGAACUACUUCCUGGGUCCCUUUGCCUAAACCCUUCUAGAAUUGAGGCUCCAACUUUGGAGGCACAUUUAACCUAGGUUUUUCCAUGAGAGGUCUCUUUACUAGCAGGACGAUGGCACUGAUUAGAUUAGAGCUGUUCAAAAGUGCCUCGGUGGUUUUUUUCUGCAUCCUGUACAUAAAAUUUUAAGUGGCUGGUCCAGAUAUAUGAAACCGUUUCUCUUCACUUUAUUUUACUCCUGGUUUUGUAAGUGACUCCUGUGUCUCUAGGACUGCAGGUAAAUGAAUUAAGUGAAUAGUUGGCUUGGGGCAAACAAAGGUUGCUACUCUGCUUGAUUUACUAGCCUGGAGUCCCUUGUUUGUCAAGGUGCCUUCCUCUGCUGAAGCCUUACCUCCUCACCAGCCCACCUCUCCCAGCAAGGCUCUCUUCUGUGUAUAUGCAAAUAAACCUAUUAUUCACUUCUCCCGGCUUCCUCUUCUCUUCCAGGGAAGAUUUGGUUUCUUAGACACCCCUCCUCCUCCUUUUCUUUCCUGUUUUAAUACUUACCUAGUUGGAAACUUGAUUCAAAGCUACACCGGAGACAAGAAAAAUUGGUCAAUGGUCACUGUCACUUCUAGGUAUUGGCAUAGAGGUCACAUCUGGACAACAAAAUGUAGGGUAGGGGGAGGUCUCUACUUGUUCUUUUAACCAGGCUUAGAUGGACUCAGGAUAGUGAGAUCCUGGAAUUGACCCUUUUAUUAGUUGGAACUGAGGGAGUGAGGCAGUGAAGCAACAUUGCAAACAGCCCCCAAAGAAAUUAUGUUUCCUGAUGUUUCCAAAUAUCAGAUUGCUUUUCCUGCCCUGUC
Molossus molossus (Pallas's mastiff bat) is the source of this 5723-nucleotide messenger RNA. It is a transcript of the gene DCAF5, whose product is annotated as DDB1 and CUL4 associated factor 5. Gene Ontology annotation, cellular component: cytoplasm; Cul4-RING E3 ubiquitin ligase complex. The record is from RefSeq and is a predicted model, not a curated record. NCBI's taxonomy places the organism in Eukaryota, Metazoa, Chordata, Mammalia, Chiroptera, Molossidae. The coding region runs from base 117 to 2477 and encodes 786 amino acids. Gene Ontology annotation, molecular function: protein binding. Gene Ontology annotation, biological process: negative regulation of fatty acid biosynthetic process. The transcript has 8 exons.